This is a messenger RNA of Molossus molossus (Pallas's mastiff bat), 1236 nucleotides long. It is a transcript of the gene CIROZ, whose product is annotated as chromosome unknown C1orf127 homolog. The record is from RefSeq and is a predicted model, not a curated record. Gene Ontology annotation, biological process: heart development. Lineage: Eukaryota; Metazoa; Chordata; Mammalia; Chiroptera; Molossidae.
AUGUCUCCUACAUGCCCCUUCUUCAACCAUUCCACUGAAUCAGGGCUGGGAGGAGAAGUCCUUUGUUCCUUCUCAGAAGUAUCAUCUUGUUCGACAGAUGAGGCCAAAUGCUUCUCAGACUAUAUAGCCCUAGGUGUCCCCAGGAGCCACAUGGAGGGUUUGAGGCAGUGUCUAAGCAGAACCCUGCACUUGCCAGGAAGGGACAGUGGUUGGCUGGAUCUCUGCUCCACGGCUACUUCUGUCUACAGCAGUCCCAACCCACCCCCAGUCGCACUCUCCUUCAGUUUGCUUCUCAGCCUCAUCACUACUUCAAAUGACCUGCAGUUGUUCACCUGCUUGUCAUCUGCACUCUCCGACAGGGGGCAGGGUGACUUUAUUUUUCAAGCCUGAUGCUCAGCCUGCUUCAUGGAGAAGGAGAAAGCAAACUCCAGGUUGGAAAUCAGAGUAUUUCAGAGCGGGAAGAGGUUGGAGCAGAGCGACCGCUACGUGAUGAAGUGUCCUGUGCUAAUGUCCAGGCUGGGCCAGGAGCGCACUCACCGCCCACCCACGCUCACUCAGGUGGCCAGGGAGCCCCAAGAAGCAAGCUUCCAUAGGGCAGCCCUGAGCCUGGCAUUUGCUGAGAUGGUUGUUCUCCUCUGGACAAGAGAGAGCCUAUCUGCACAGGGCUCCUUCUCCGCCACCUGUCUGGGGUCUGAACAACUCGAGGUGUUCCCAGUCUCAAGGCCGUCUGUCACCCUAACUGAUGGUCUGGGAACUAUACGGCCUGAGCAGGACCCUACACAGCCACCAGGAAGUCCCCUCCUGCCGGGAGUGUUGUCACAAGGGGAUGUGGCUGCAACUGAGCCCAUGCAGAGGGAGCCUGGCCCGGCCAGCAGGGAGGUCCAGCCGCUGAGGAGGCAUCAGAGAGCUCAGGAAACAUCCUCCGUAAUGGAGGCCGUGGGGCCCCUGGGAAUGGGGCCGCCUGGGCAGGGGGCCAGAGGGUCCCUGGACCUUCACCCAGAACCAAAUAAAGACAUGGAGGGGCCAGGACUCACCCUUGUGAGCCCGCAGCCCACGUUGGCAACCAGCCCUGAAAGUCACACUCCUGAGCUUCAGAAUAUUGUGGAGGGGCUUCUGAGAGGUCCCCUUGCCAGGCUAGUGGAGGGCUACCCCGGGACCAAGCGAGCGCCUCGCCGGGCCACCGGGUCCCAGGAGCGGGGCUGCAGUGAGGAGAGUGGGCAGCAGGGGGCAGCAUAA